AAACACUUGGAAAUUAGAGUCUACUGCAUAUAUUCUUAAAAAUUUCACUGUACGUGCUCAGAAUUUUCUGAAGAAGCAGAAGGAUUUGAAGGUGCUAACAAGCAGGGAACAAGCCAAAAGGACAGGCAGUAGGUGAGAAGAGGCCAUGGAAUGUCCACCAACCAGAUAAUCAUCGCUGGAUCAUCGAGAAGUGUCUGAAUGUAGGCUGCAGAAGUCCUGAAGGUUGAUGGAGGGCCAUGCUAUUCAAACAGCAGGCGUGGCUGAGACAGAAGCUCCUGGUGCUGGGAAGUCUUGCCGUUGGGAGUCUCCUGUAUCUAGUCGCCAGAGUUGGGAGCUUGGAUAGACUACAACCCAUUUGCCCCAUCGAAGGACGAUUCGGAGCACGCAGCCAGGCCGAAUUCCCUCUCCGCGCCCUGCAGUUUAAGCGGGGCCUGCUGCACGAGUUCCGGAAGGGCAAUACUUCCAAGGAGCAGGUUCGCCUUCAUGACCUGGUCCAGCAGCUCCCCAAGGCCAUUAUCAUUGGGGUGAGGAAAGGAGGUACCAGGGCCCUGCUUGAGAUGCUGAACCUCCAUCCAGCAGUGGUCAAGGCCUCUCAAGAAAUCCACUUCUUUGACAAUGAUGAGAAUUAUGCCAAGGGAAUUGAGUGGUAUAGGAAAAAGAUGCCUUUUUCCUACCCGCAGCAAAUCACAAUUGAAAAGAGCCCAGCAUAUUUUAUCACGGAGGAGGUUCCGGAAAGGAUUUACAAAAUGAACUCAUCCAUCAAGUUGUUGAUCAUUGUCAGGGAGCCAACCACAAGAGCUAUUUCUGAUUACACUCAGGUGCUAGAGGGGAAGGAGAGGAAGAACAAAACAUACUACAAGUUUGAGAAGCUGGCAAUAGACCCGAAUACCUGCGAGGUGAACACCAAAUACAAGGCGGUAAGAACCAGCAUCUACACCAAACAUCUGGAAAGGUGGUUGAAAUACUUUCCAAUUGAGCAAUUUCACAUUGUCGAUGGAGAUCGCCUCAUCACAGAGCCUCUGCCGGAACUUCAGCUUGUGGAGAAGUUCCUAAAUCUUCCCCCGAGGAUAAGUCAAUACAAUUUAUAUUUCAAUGCUACCAGAGGGUUUUACUGCUUGCGAUUUAACAUUAUCUUUAAUAAGUGCCUGGCGGGCAGCAAGGGACGCAUUCAUCCAGAGGUGGACCCCUCUGUCAUUACCAAAUUGCGCAAAUUUUUUCACCCUUUCAAUCAAAAGUUUUACCAGAUCACUGGGAGGACAUUGAACUGGCCCUAAAAUAAUAAGUCAUAUAACACUAUGUGUUGUGGCUGGAGACUCACAAUGUCUCCCCUAGAUUAAAAAUAUGCACUUUUCUUAGACACAACUAUCCAAGUCGUUUUUCCAUGUAUACUUGUAUAUAACACAGUGUGUGACCAAAUAUAAGAUCAGUUCUUUUUCUAUUGAAAAUUUACAAAAAAAAAAAAAACCAGUUUGCUGUCUGAGUAGUUGCAUCUUUUAAGCUAUCUGCGAUAAGAAACGGUGGUGGUACUGGGGGAAAGUGACUUCAGCUGUUCUCAAAGAGUUAGUCUUCCUUUGAGUCAGAAUUUGUUGCCCGCCAUUUUCAUAGAUUUAAGCCAAAAGAUUAUGUGUGAAAAUGUACCAAUGGCCGUGAAGCUUCAGGAAGUAGAGGAUUCAGUUAUGCAUUCUUCUCUAAGGGAAAGCUGGCUCUUUAAUUCAGAUACUGAAUUGGUGCCACGAAAACAGAAAAUACUAUUUUCUUAUUAUUUGAAAGAAUGUCUUAUCUCAUAAAAUUGACACCUUUCCAAAGUUCCUGUGGUGAUUUUGCACUAUUGUUUUCUCACAGAGACCAUGGUGUCACAUGUAGCAUGUCAAUCAGCCAUUGGAAAGUUAAGUCCUUUUACUUCUGUGUCCCACAUCAACAAAGAGAAAUGUCAUGUACAUAAUGUAUAUUGUUGUAAAUACUGGUUUCACACUAAGUAAUUCUAUUUUGUAAACUGAAUAUGGCUAUUUAAUUUAUUGUGGAAAUUAAAUUUAUUGUGGUAUUUAAAAAUGGAAUGGAUUAAAAUUGCUCUAUGUGCAACCUUUAUUCCCCCCCUCAUUUUGUUUUACAUGCCCCCUGCUGGCUUCCCGAAUCGAAGAUGUUUGUGUGUAUGUGAGAGCGCUUGGAAAGAUGCGCUUCUCCGUUACAUUUCUGCACCCUUGUGAAAAUGUUUUUAUGGAGUGAGGUUGAGUAUAUUAAACAACUCAACCAUCUGGAAAUCUAGUAAUACAGCCACCUCAAAGAAUACUAGCUGCUACUCCCACUGCAACUUUGUAACAAUUAAUCUACCUGCAAUUUUACUGCUGUGCCGGGAGAGAGACAGGAAAUACUUUAACAGAAUCAAGGCCUAGAAGAAUCACAGUUUUAUUUGAACUUCUAAUCAGAGUCAGACCAGUAGAGAAAUUAAAUAAAAUAAGAUCAGAAAACAUGUGUGGCCUCUGUACUGAAAGCUGCUGAUGCUUCAAAAAUGAAUAAACUCCCAAAAAAAUAAAUAAGUAAAAUAAAAACUCUCAGAACUCCCUCUUUGAGAUGAAAAUGUAUCAGUCUGCUCAGAAAUGAUCAAAUGCAUCGUGUUGCUCUUACUAACAUAAACAUAUGGCUCGUAUCUCCAGCCAGAGAAAUUAAUGCUAAAUUGGGUGCUUGCUAACAUCAGAUACCCUGUUUAAAUACAAUGCAGAAAACAGUGGGAAGAGGUAUCAACCACAAGAACAAAAAGAGGGAUUUUUCAUAAUCAGAGCUGCUUAUCCAGUAGAAAAUGUUUAGGGGCGUUUUACUCGACAUCAUAUUGAGAGUGCUAGAGAAAUCAGCAAAUUACCGUGGGUUCCUUUUUGAUUGUAAUGUGUUGAUUUUCUCCAUGAGUUGUUUACUCUGUCCAGUGAUUUGAUGGUGAACUUUCCUAAAUAAAUAGCCCUUUCCCCUUUGGUGUUGGUAUAUAUUGCUUCUCAAGCUACAGCUUUAGUAAUCAUCUCUCCUGUUUCAAUUAGCAAUGAUGCUGGUCUCUCAGCGUGGAACAGCAUGCCACCAGCACACGCUGACAGGCCGGCUUCUCACUCACUGUGCAGCGACUCUGGAGACUGUCUGGGUCUCAGUGCCAAUCUCUUCUCCCUUAAGCCAUGAAUGAAAUCAAUUAGAUUCCU
This is a messenger RNA of Hyaena hyaena (striped hyena), 3176 nucleotides long. It is a transcript of the gene HS3ST5, whose product is annotated as heparan sulfate-glucosamine 3-sulfotransferase 5. Lineage: Eukaryota; Metazoa; Chordata; Mammalia; Carnivora; Hyaenidae. Bases 237 to 1274 code for a protein of 345 amino acids. The record is from RefSeq and is a predicted model, not a curated record. Gene Ontology annotation, molecular function: [heparan sulfate]-glucosamine 3-sulfotransferase activity. The transcript is spliced from 4 exons.